Molecule: messenger RNA, 3219 nt
Organism: Diachasmimorpha longicaudata
Lineage: Eukaryota; Metazoa; Arthropoda; Insecta; Hymenoptera; Braconidae
Exons: 4
Coding region: 516-3209 (897 amino acids)
Molecular function (GO): protein binding
Source: RefSeq, a predicted model, not a curated record
AGCCCAGUUAGCCACGUUCUCCCGUGGUAAUGUUUUACCGACAACUACAUUCACUAUCGUAGUUCAUGCACCACCGCUACGAAAUUCGGCGGUUGAAGCCGCUUCAUAAGCGUCAACACUUUUCCCUAUAAUCUCUGGUCAAACUAUUGAAAAAUAUUAUUUUGUAUCUGUCAGCCAACCUCCUGUUGUAUUCUCAACUAUUUUUAUAAAAAUAAAUGAGAUACUAACGAAAAAGUUCAAGCUCAGUACAAACGUGUAAAGGCGCGGUACAAACGAUAGAAUUAAUUCGUUUUGCAAACAACAAUCACUUGUCGGCUAUCUACCUUCGAAUUGACAUUAGAUUUGCGAAAGUUCUAACCUGAAAAUUCGACAUCCAUUGUUUCUUGGGCGUGCGACAUUCUUGUUGCUUCAUUUGCCGGAUCAACAUUGUUUCUAUCAUUGACAGAAAAGGAAAACUACUCACACUGGAUGAGCUUGAUUUUCAACGAUUAAUGGCUAAUUGAACUAAGAUUGUCAUGGCGAAUGGAUAUCCAAGUGCUCCACGUCUGUCUGUGCGAGACAGUUAUGACGACGAAGAACUGACAGAUAUCGAUGACGAGGUUUUCAUCAGGGAUGGGAAAAGAGAUGGAAUUCUCAAGAUCAAUGACGAAAGUGGAGUGAAAAGGCCCCUGAUGGCCCCGCGAAGGAAGCAAAAAUUGGGCCAUCUCCAGACUCCCCCUUUAACAUUCAAAACCUUGCUCAUCCCGCUGUGCUACGGACUGAUGGCACUGGUGGUUCUACUCGGACUGAUGUUGCUCUGUGUCCUGACCAUCAAUAUCUUUCCGGUACCAUUCGGCAUGCUGAAGAAUCUUUUCUCUGGAGGAGUAACCCUGGAGGUCACCAUAACUAAAGUCAGCAGAGAGAAUGAACCUCUCCCGUGCACAUCCCUGGCCACUAGUGUUGUUUGGAUGAGGACGAUGCCAAAAUUAACAUCAGAGGCCCCACUGAGGAGCCUGGAUGUAAAUGGCGAUGGCAUUGAAGACAUAAUUCUGGGGUUCAGCACAGGGCUGGAUGCAUUAGAUGCCCCAGAAUUCCUUUGUAACCUAUACUUUGAGGGUCAAAUUCCAUGCCUAGGUGGAGUCAUGGCUCUGGAUGGAAAAUCCGGAGAAACUCUCUGGACUCACUGGGCAAAUCACGCAAUUUUGUCCAUUGACUGCACCUCUGACUUCACAAAGGAUGAAAUGAAAGACUGCAUUAUCACAGGACGAGGAGGAAUCCUCCAGGCAAUCGAUGGUAACAAUGGAAAGACUCUCUGGCAGUUGCCAGCUCAGCAGUACUCCAUCGCAGACGAGAAAAUUAUUCUCAAUGUCUACGAUGCGAGAAGUAUGACUGAUGUCAAUGCAGAUGGAAUCAGCGAUGUCAUUGUGUCGCACACAACACAAGCUGGUAGAUUACGAUCAAGCAGAGUGAUUCUGCUCUCUGGCAAAAAUGGAACGGUCAUAAAGAGUAUCGAUUUCUCGAAGAGGGAACAAUUGUUCAUUGCUCCCCAGGUCCUGGUCCAUCCAGAUGGCGAGAUUAUUUAUAUCUUGUCUUCAUGCACACCAGAUCAAUCGGGAGGGGUUUAUAUCAUCACACAACAUGAUUUGUUGCAUGGAAAUUUGAAACGAAAAAGACAAUUACAGCAGGGUCAAGGCAAAGGAGUCCUCCUUCCUCCAAUCCUAGUGGACUUAACCCUCGAUGGAACUGAAGACAUCAUCACAGUAGCUCUAGACUCAACCAUAACAGCCUACAACGGUCUGAACUUUCAACCUAUUUGGAACUACACAGUCGACCAGUCUGAAGUGAUAAGUAUCCCAAUACCUGGUUAUUACGACGAUGACAAUAUUCCUGACAUAAUGGUGAAGCACCAGAUAGGCCCCGGAUUUCCCGUCUACUAUUAUUCCCUAACGACGAUUCUAAGUGGAAAAACGGGUCAGCCUUUCUUGGAGACUCCCAUCAAGGACAACGCCAACGGUCAGAUGUCAGGUUUAUCAAUUUCAGUCGAUGGCCUUGGAAACGACUGGUUCCUACACUGGUCGGCCAACUGUAUGGACCAGAAUGUUAACGAGAACAUAAACGAGAAGUACAGAUUUUUGAAUGGACAAACACUUCUGUCUCAAAGCAGAGCUGAUCUGUGUAAAUUAAGAUUUAAUACGAGUUUGAGUAUGAGACUAUCAGCGAUGAGUCAGCACGUAGGUCCACCUGGCCAGAGCAUUUACUUCUCCGACGAUUGGAAAGCAGUGGAAUUGAAUAACUCCAUUGAUCCCAGGAAGGAAACCGAGAAAUAUCUUUUCUCCAGAGAUAAGAAUAUCCCAGGACAAGACGAAGCCCCUUUACUAUCUCAGAGAUCUCCGAGAGUAAAAAUUGGGGAAGUGAAAACUGACAUUUUCAAGAACCAAGGGAAUCAGGGACAAGACGAUCAGAGUGAGUACGUGCUAAAGCCAGAUGAGGGAAAGGAUUCUGAAAAUUCCCUUCUGUUCAACGAACUUCCAGGGUAUAAGAAAGAGUUAACCAAUUUCGCCAAUCAGGAGUGGAAUUCCAACUUUUGGAAUGUUGCCAUGGAUCCAGAUUCUCCCGCAGAUGAGAUGAGAUCUAGCGAUGAAAAUAAAGAGUUCAGUUACUUGGGACAGAGAUCGAAGAGAUGGUUAAUUCCGAUUAAACCGAAGAUUCAUUUAAUGGACAUAAAUAGAAGAAUUGAACGGAGGCGUUCGAACAGACGGCCAAAGCGAAGUAAAUCGGCGGAGGAGAAUGGAGAGAAGAAUGUGCAGAGGCAGCCACCAACCGGAAUUUUGUUGCCUUCGUUCGCGAAAGACGAUAAGACGACUUCAGUUGAUCUGAUCUUCUCGACUUACUGGCUUCCUCCCUCUGAAGUCUCCCUCGUUUUACUUCAACAGGAUCUUGAGUGCAUAAGAUUGAGGGAAGAGAAGAUCAUGGAGAAGGUGGAGCUGGACGAGAGGGAGAAUAUCAUUGCUGGCUGUCUGGCUGAGCGAGGGGUCAACUACAAAUUAUACAGAGAAGGUUUGGACAGAGAGAACUCAAGACUCGCCCUGGGGCAGAUGACGAUUUAUAGGAUGAAGCUACAAUGCAUGUGCCCUGAUGAUAUGUUGGAGGGACAAUCCUGCAAAAAUAUUUCCAUGCAUCAGAGCUGGCCAGAACACUUGGGUGUUUCUGGGAAUGGAUACUUUAGUUAAACUGUUCAUC